Chanos chanos (milkfish) is the source of this 1554-nucleotide messenger RNA. RefSeq names its product cholinergic receptor, nicotinic, gamma (gene chrng). Gene Ontology annotation, cellular component: postsynaptic membrane. Gene Ontology annotation, molecular function: transmembrane signaling receptor activity; acetylcholine-gated monoatomic cation-selective channel activity. The transcript has 11 exons. Lineage: Eukaryota; Metazoa; Chordata; Actinopteri; Gonorynchiformes; Chanidae. The record is from RefSeq and is a predicted model, not a curated record. Gene Ontology annotation, biological process: monoatomic ion transmembrane transport. The coding region runs from base 1 to 1554 and encodes 517 amino acids.
AUGUGUGUGAAUCUGGAGGGAGCCCUGCACCAGGACCUGAUGAGAUUGUACAAUAAAAACAUCAGACCAGUGGAAAAUAAUGGAGAUAUCACACAAGUCAAGAUUAAAAUGACCCUCACUAAUCUCAUAUCUCUGAAUGAGAGAGAGGAGGCCCUGACCACCAGUGUGUGGAUUGAACUGCAAUGGUGUGAUUAUCGGCUUCAGUGGGAGAACAGGAGACAUUUUGAGGCCUAUCAGAACAUCACCCUGAUGCGUGUUCCUUCCAAAACCAUCUGGCUUCCUGACAUCAUACUGGAGAACAAUGUGGAUGGUAAAUUUGAGAUAGCGCUGUAUGUAAACGCCCUGGUCAGUCCAGAUGGCUGCGUGACCUGGAUCCCUCCGGCCAUCUACCGCAGCGCCUGCUCCAUCAAAGUCAACUAUUUCCCCUUUGACUGGCAGAACUGCAGCAUGGUGUUCAGGUCUCAGACCUACAGUGCGGAGGAGAUUGAGCUGCAGCUGUCGGUGGAGGACAACGUCACAGUGGAGUGGAUCGUCAUCGACCCUGAGGCCUUCACAGAAAAUGGUGAGUGGGUAAUCAAACACAGACCAGCUAAGAAGCUGGUAAAUGAGGGGUAUGGCCCAGACGAGCUGGAGUACCAGGAAGUGGUGUUCUUCCUCAUUAUCCAGAGGAAACCCCUCUUCUACAUCAUCAACAUCAUCGUACCCUGCGUUCUCAUCUCCUCGCUUGGCCUGCUCAUCUACUUCCUGCCCGCAAAAGCUGGGGGCCAGAAAUGCACCAUGUCCAUCGCCAUCCUCCUGGCUCAGACGGUCUUCCACUUCCUCAUCGCCAAAAAAGUUCCGGAAACUUCACAGGCUGUGCCGCUCAUCGGAAAGUACGUGAUGUUCGUCAUGUCGGUCACCACCCUCGUGGUAAUGAACUGCGUCAUCGUCCUCAACGUGUCGUUACGAACCCCCAGCACGCACUCCAUGACCGACAAAGUGCGAAAGGUUUUGCUGAAUUUCCUUCCGCGUCUGCUGAGGAUGCAGAUGCAGCGCUGGACCCCGGAGGGGGAGAGGUCGGGGGUGUCGGGCGGGGUGUCGGAGAGGCUUUCACCCCCCAGGAGGAGGCAAAGCUCAUUGAGACUGAUUGCUAAGGCGGAUGAGUACGUUUUAAAGACCGCACGCUCAGAACUCAUGUUCUGCAGACUGAAAGAAAGAGACGGACUCAUGAGAGAAACCCUGGAGAAAAUCAAGAGUGGUCUGGCCGGGGGUACGGUUCAGGAUUUGGAGACCAGUCUGGCUCAGGCGUCUGUGGAGGUACAGCAGUGCGUAGCUUCGUGCAAACACAUCGCAGAGAACAUCAAGCAGAAAAACAACUUUGAAAGUGAGAAUGAGGAAUGGUUCCUGGUGGCUCGGGUGAUUGACAGGGUGUGUUUCGUUGCCAUGGCGCUGCUGUUUCUCCUGGGGACGAUCGGAAUCUUCCUGAUGGGGCAUUUCAACCAGGCCCCCUCCCUCCCAUUCCCCGGAGAUCCAAAAACAUACCUGCCCGAAAUUUCAGAGGGAUCCACAACCUGA